AUGGCUUUUCCACCACGUGCUUGUCUAACAAAGCAGACUAAUGCACUGUUGUCGGACCCUAUAGUAACGCCAGUGACGGACGAGUUUCCCACGGAUGAACAAAAUGAGAAAGAAGAGGCAAAGGAUAAGGAUCAAAAAACUGCUGGGGACACUGUAAAGAGGUUUAAACCAGGCGCUAAGGAUCUUAGUGUAGAUUACGGGGCUAAAAAACAUAAAACUGGAGCAGAGAGAUGCGUCUCAGACCCCAUAGUUACUCCAGUAACAGAUGAAUUUGCCACUGAAGAUGAGGGUACAGAAGCAAAAGAUAAAGCAAUGAAAACAGAUGGAAAGCAAGAAAAUAAAAAAGAAGAGAAUGGAAAAGAGAAGAAGAAAAAUAAUGGCAAGAAGGGCUAG
Cylicostephanus goldi is the source of this 393-nucleotide messenger RNA. The record is from the annotation of a GenBank genome assembly. Lineage: Eukaryota; Metazoa; Nematoda; Chromadorea; Rhabditida; Strongylidae.